AUGACGUCGACGGACACAUACCAGUUAAAAUGGCAUUCACACAGUUCGCAUUUGAACGGUUCCGUGGCGGCCCUGCUGCGGUCGGAAAGGUUUACGGAUGUGGUCCUCUGUACAAUGGACGGCUCACAAAUACCGGCCCACAAGUUUAUAUUGAGCUCGUGCAGUGUGUAUUUGAGCAGCUUGUUCGAAGGACAGCGGUCCGUGACACGCAUGGGCGGAAUGCUGUACGUAGUUUUACCUUCAGAGAUAUCUACGAAGGCGCUAAAGAUUCUAGUCGAAUAUAUGUAUAAAGGCGAAACAACAGUAUCAAAUGAAGUAUUAGAUACAGUUCUAAAAGCCGGGGAAGUUUUAAAAAUACGAGGUCUCUGGCGUCAGACUGAUGAACCGGGAGGUGACACUCCUGCCGAGAAGACUAGCACUCAAGUUCUCAACAAGCAAGCCAAAAAGCCCGAAGAACAACCAAAGAUUACCGUUAAGAAGGAUGACAAACUACUCAAAACAUUUAACCCCGUUCAACCUCAGGGAGUCACCAGGCCAAUGUUUAUCGGUCCACCCAAACUGGUGUUCAUCAAGACCACCGAGGGAGGGACUCAAGCGGCCCUCCGUCCAGGGGCACCGAAGGGUCAAACGAUCCUGGUCGCGCCCGCACCUACUACAGAAAUGACAACUGCCACUGUGACCACACCCACCGCGACCGCUACAGUGACAGUGUCCAGUACAGCAGAGGAUCCUGAUGAUACGCCACCGCCACGUAUCUUGCGUCGAGCGGAACGCAAGUACGGCAAGAGGCAGAAGACUGACACCGCGGAUAAGGAGAAGGAAGCCGAUGAGCAGGAUAACGCGUCUGUUAGUUCUAAGAAAUCAAACCAAAGCACAUCGGAAACGAAUACAGAGGUGCAGAUUAAAGACGAACCCGAUUGGGACGCCAGUAGUAUAGAAGAGGAAGAGCGGUCGAUAGCGGAAAUGUUCCAAGCGGAAAUGAGUGUCAAGUCUGAACCUAUUGAUGAUAUGGACAUUGAGGAAGAAAGUUUGCUGUACAGCCCGCUGGCGUGCGAGCUGUGUGCAGAGGUGUUCACGGUGCCGGCGGCCUGGGUGCGCCACGUGCAGAACCACGCGCGCGACAACCACCACCACCCGCGGCGCCGCAAGCAUCGCUCCGCGAGCGAUGACACAGAGGAAACAAUGGCAUUACUACGAUGUGAUCUCUGUCAGAAACAUUUCCCCAACCCUGGGGAGUGGGUCAGACAUAUACAAAGUACACACACUGAAUCAGAAUUGGCCAUAUCAAACAACAGUGCCCCACCAAAACGUCACAAUCGUUUCACAGAGGGCGCGCAAAACAAGAUUUGCACGUUCUGCAAGAAGACAUUCCCGUCACACGCCUCUAUGCUCAUACAUAUGCGUACGCACACAGGUGAGCGUCCGUUCGUGUGCGGUCUGUGCAACAAAGGGUUCAACGUGAAGUCGAACCUGCUGCGGCACCUGCGCACGCUGCACGACCAAGUGGUCAGCCCGGCGCGCCUCGACGACGACGAGCCCGCGCCCGAGCCCAAGCUGUCGAGGCCAGGUCGAGGGCGCGGCCGGCGCGCGUACGUGCCCGCGCUGCACGCCAACGAGUCGGCGCUGCGCAAGCAGAGCUACUCGCUGUUCCUCAAGCAGCGCGCCGUGCUCUUCUCCGCCAAGAAGUGGAAGUAA
Molecule: messenger RNA, 1695 nt
Organism: Melitaea cinxia (Glanville fritillary)
Lineage: Eukaryota; Metazoa; Arthropoda; Insecta; Lepidoptera; Nymphalidae
Product: zinc finger and BTB domain-containing protein 17
Exons: 9
Coding region: 1-1695 (564 amino acids)
Biological process (GO): regulation of transcription by RNA polymerase II
Cellular component (GO): nucleus
Molecular function (GO): protein binding
Source: RefSeq, a predicted model, not a curated record